Messenger RNA from Schizophyllum commune H4-8, 150 nucleotides. RefSeq lists its product as uncharacterized. The transcript has a single exon. The annotation marks the transcript as partial. The record is from RefSeq and is a predicted model, not a curated record. Lineage: Eukaryota; Fungi; Basidiomycota; Agaricomycetes; Agaricales; Schizophyllaceae.
AUGGACGGCGACCGCAAGUCCACCGUGUCCUCAUUCUACGGGCGACCGCGCUCCUCCUACGAUGCCCUCAACCAGGACUACCCCUCCCCAUCUGCACAACCCAGGCAGCCCCGCGACGACGCAUCCUCGUUCUUUAAUCCCGCCGCUCGG